Malus domestica (apple) is the source of this 951-nucleotide messenger RNA. RefSeq names its product small ribosomal subunit protein uS4y. Gene Ontology annotation, cellular component: cytosolic small ribosomal subunit. Gene Ontology annotation, biological process: ribosomal small subunit biogenesis; translation. Gene Ontology annotation, molecular function: rRNA binding; structural constituent of ribosome. NCBI's taxonomy places the organism in Eukaryota, Viridiplantae, Streptophyta, Magnoliopsida, Rosales, Rosaceae. The record is from RefSeq and is a predicted model, not a curated record.
UGCAUAUAAAUCGAAACACAGCCCCAUUUGCGUCGUCCUCUUCUCUCAGAACUCGGCAGCGCGAGCCUCCCGCUCACCCACCCACUCUCUCACUCUCCUUUCUGGAUCUGACCUAGGGCUAGCCAGCCAUGGUGCACGUCGUCCAUUACCGCAACUAUGGGAAGACUUUCAAGAAGCCGCGUCGUCCUUAUGAGAAGGAACGUUUGGAUGCUGAGCUGAAGCUUGUUGGAGAAUAUGGACUCCGUGCAAAGAGGGAACUGUGGAGGGUUCAGUAUUCUCUGAGCCGUAUCCGUAAUGCUGCCAGGGAACUUCUUACCCUGGAUGAGAAAAAUCCUCGCCGUAUCUUUGAGGGUGAGGCUCUUCUUCGCAGGAUGAACAGGUAUGGCCUUCUGGAUGAGAGCCAGAACAAGCUCGAUUAUGUGUUGGCUUUGACUGUGGAGAACUUUUUGGAGCGUCGUCUUCAAACCCUUGUGUUCAAAACUGGUAUGGCCAAGUCCAUUCACCACGCCAGAGUUCUCAUCAGGCAAAGGCACAUCAGGGUCGGAAGGCAGGUGGUCAACAUCCCAUCUUUCAUGGUGAGGGUGGACUCCCAGAAGCACAUUGACUUCUCUCUCACUAGUCCCCUCGGAGGUGGGCGCCCUGGAAGGGUGAAGAGAAGGAACCAGAAGGCCGCUGCCAAGAAGGCUGCUGGUGGUGAUGGCGACGAAGAGGAAGAAGAAUGAAGUGGAGGCCUCUCAAUUUAGAAGCGUUUCGAUAUCAUGAGCCUUGAUUUUACCGACCUUUACAGUUUAUUUUAGCGGAUGUUAUAAGCGUUUCUUGCUCGUGUUUUGUUGCGACUAGAGCUCAAAUGUUUUGCUUUAAAUACCCUAAGUAAUGAAUUUUGUGUUAGCUUAUUAAAACUUUGGAUCUAUGUCUCUAAUUCCAUUGCGCUGUUUGCUUUGAUUUGAUGAA